Manis pentadactyla (Chinese pangolin) is the source of this 4287-nucleotide messenger RNA. It is a transcript of the gene ANKS4B, whose product is annotated as ankyrin repeat and sterile alpha motif domain containing 4B. The coding region runs from base 510 to 1766 and encodes 418 amino acids. Gene Ontology annotation, biological process: brush border assembly. Gene Ontology annotation, molecular function: protein binding. Lineage: Eukaryota; Metazoa; Chordata; Mammalia; Pholidota; Manidae. The record is from RefSeq and is a predicted model, not a curated record. The transcript is spliced from 5 exons.
UAUUGGUAGAAGAAUUAAUCCCUAAAAAGACUGAAGUGAGUUUGAACAUGGUGAAAGAGGAGCCCUUGAAUACCUCAAAGGACUUGCAGGAGCUGCAGAGGAAGCUGUCUUUGCUAAUAGAGUCCCUCCAGAGUAAGGUUUGGAGCAGGACCUGAGUUUCUGCAUUGCUUACCAGCUCCCUGGUGAAGCCUUCCAUGGACCAUGACUGAAGGAGCAAGCUUUUUUCAUCAUAGGUAGGAAAAGUUAACCAUGAUGCUUGUCCCAGAUCCCUGCCCUAUGUCAAUAUGAUCAUGAGCAAUGUCCUCCAGUUUUAUCCACAAAUAAAUGGAGCCUCAGAUGGAUGGACUAACUUGCCCUAGGUCGUAUGGACUCCAAGUCUUCUAGCUUCAAGUUCAACUCUCUUUCUCAAUCUCAUCUUGAAGGGAUGGGCUUUGCAGGAAGGCUGCUCCACUGACAACCUGCUUUGUCUAGAGAGUGAUAUCUGGUCAAGCUUUGGUGAGCAGAAAAAAAUGUCCACUCGCUACCACCAAGCUGCUAGUGAUAGCUACCUGGAACUUCUGAAAGAGGCUACCAAGAGGGAUCUGAAUCUUUCUGAUGAAGAUGGCAUGACUCCCACACUCCUGGCUGCCUACCAUGGGAAUUUGGAAGCUCUAGAAAUAAUCUGCAGUAGAGGAGGGGACCCUGAUAGAUGUGACAUCUGGGGAAAUACUCCUCUACAUUAUGCAGCCUCCAAUGGUUAUGCCCACUGUGUCUCAUUCUUGAUCAACUUUGGUGCCAACAUCUUUGCCCUGGACAAUGACUUACAGUCUCCACUGGAUGCUGCUGCCAGCAGAGAGCGGAGUGAAUGUGUUGCUCUCCUGGAUCAGGCUGCCACUGCCCAGAACAUCAUGAACCCCAAGAAGGUCACCAGGCUAAAGGAGCAAGCUCAGAAGAAUGCUAGGAGGCAAAUCAAAGAGUGUGAGAGGCUUCAGGAGAAGCACCAAAAUAAGAUGGCUCGCACCUACAGCAAGGAGGAAUCUGGGAUGCUUUCUUCUUCCAAUGCCACUUUCUCUAGGUCUUCCAUCUCAAAUGCUUCUACUUCCAGCACAUUUGGAUCACUGUCUAAGGGCAUUAAAGAUACUUUCAAGUUAAGGUUCAAGAAGAACAAUGAUACAGCAGAGCAGGGAGGGAGGGAAAGCAGAAAUGGGCAGAGGAAUGUGAUGGAAGUGUUCAGAGAGGAGGAAGAAGAAGACACAUUUUCAGGGGACUUCAAAGAGCAGCUGCAGUUCUCAACAGAAAAAGACAGCUAUGCACAAAAUGAAUCCAUUCUCAACCGUCCAGGUCUGGGAAAUAUUGUUUUUAGAAGGAACAGAAUAUUAAGCCCCGAAGAAAUCUCAGACCGCAAAAGGGAGUUAGGGUUUAAAAUGUCCAGUGAAUUGCUUCAGAGACAAGGAGCAGCAGAGGGUGAUGAGGCCAAGGCUGAUAAAGAGGGAGAGGAAAACAACCAUGAAGAUGAUCUGCCUUGGGAUGAGCACGAAGUGGAUUGGGAAGAAGAUAUAGUUGAUGCUACUCCCCUAGAAGUAUUCUUGCAUUCUCACCACCUGGACGAAUUCCUUCCCAUUUUCAUGAGAGAGCAGAUUGAUCUGGAAGCUCUGUUGCUUUGCUCUGAUGAGGACCUUCGGGGCAUACAAAUGCAGCUGGGUCCUAGGAAGAAAGUUCUGAAUGCCAUAAACAGACGGAAGGAGGUGCUACAACAGCCUGGGCAAUUGGUUGACACCAGCCUGUGAUGGAGGGUUGGGUCCAUGGGGUUAGCCUGCAGCAGUGGGGUGAUGCUGUGGCCCUCUGGAAGCACUCCAGGCAACCCCUCCCCAUGCAAUACAAGAGCAAUGGGGAUGGUGUCUAGGGUAUUAGAGAUAAGCGCACACUCUACUCUGAGAAAUACUCUAUACCUGUUCAAAUAAACUAACAGUGAGAAACUCAGGGAGACCCAGGAAUAAGAAAAUAGUGUUUCUCUUCAAUUUUCUUUUUGAUAUUUUGAGUAUAGAAAAGGUUCAACGGAUGACAGAGAAGGGAAAAAUCGUUCUUUACUUUUCCAUCUCUGGGCUUAAAAUGAUAGCCUCUCAUCACACAGCCUGCUUCUUACUUUUUGAUUCUUAUAACUUGGGGGUUCUAACUCAAAUACUGUCCUUAGCUCUAAGACUUUGUCUAUUGGUGGAGACUAAAUUUCCUCCAUUGGCCUGGAGCUUGAUGCCCAACUUACAUGUGUCUAACCCUUCAACAAAUGUUCGCAUUUACAAGUAAUGAAAAUGGGUCUGCAUUACUCUUGCGUGGGAACAGAGACAGAAUGGCAGGUAGGGAGUGAGAAGAAAGAAAUAGAAUAUAGGGUACCUGCUAUGAACUGAAUUGUAUCCCCCCCCCCAAAUUCAUAUGUUGAAGCCCUAAACCCCAAUGUGGCUGUAUUUGGAGGUCGGACCUUUAAAGAGGUGAUUAAGGUUUAAUGAAGUCAUAAGGGUGGGGACCUAAUCCCAUAUGACUGGCAUCCUUAUAAGAGGAAGGGACACAUGAAGACACCACAAGAAGGAGGCCGUAUGCAAGCCAAGGAGGAAGGCCUCAGGAGAACCCAAAUCUUCCAACAGUUAAUCUUGGAACUCCAGCCUUCAGAGCUGUGGGAAAAUAAAUUCCUGUUGUUCAAGGUGCCUGGUCUGUGCUGUUUUAUUAUGUCAGUCCUAGCUGACUACUGCCAUGCUUAAGAGGGUGAGGGAGGAGAGAAAGAAGGAUACAGGAAAAUGUCUGGCCUAUUUGAUGAUUUUUCUAAGGGUAAGUGCCUCCUGAAACUUAAAAAAGGGGAGGGGGCGAGAAAUCUAGGUUGUUUGUAGGGAAAUGUUGAUUGUAAAUUUUACAUUUCCAUGCUCAUUAUUUACAUAUCAUUUAUUGGCUGUUGUCUAUCACUAUUGCUGCAUGUCUGAAUACAUGUAAGUUCUACAAUAUAAAUUGGCAACAUUGCUGACAUUUUUGAAUGGCAAUCCCAAAUUCAAACUAAACCCUAUGGAAUAGCUAGACUUCAUUGGACUUUUAUAGCCAGAUUUACAUCAAAUAGAAUUUACCAUAGAUAAUAUGUAUAAUAUAGAAAUAGCAAUUUAUCUUCAGCAUGCUUCCUGAUUCACGUCUGUUUGGAUUACUUCAAGAGAUGCCAUGAGGAAAUAAGCUUAAGGAAGACAAAGACGCUCAAAUCUGAUGAGCAAUUGGCUCAUUCUUCUUCAAUGGAUGAAUUCAGAUAUGUUGUCAGUCAUGAAAUAAAUAUGUUGCACCAGGGGAUGAUUAUGUUUACAAAUACUGCAUUUUGUUAGUCUGGAAAUGAGCUGAGGUUGUAUUUGCUUUAAAAACUGUGCCUGAAAGCAGCUGGCACACACAAAGCACUCAAAAAAGGUUUGUAGUGUCUGAGCCUGCCUGUAUUAGUACUUGAUUAUUUUAGAUGGCAGGAUUCCCUCGCCACAUAUUACCCAGAAUCUGCCUAAUAUCCUCAUUCCUAGGAUGUAACCACCAGGGAAGUGCUGCUGUUUACAAAGCUUUGUUUUCUAGUAGUGCUUUGUACAUCACCAUUAGAGGUAAAAGUGAUAUAGAAAGCCUGGUGCUGUAUUCUAGCAAAUGGGAGGCAGCAUGAGAUGGUACAAAGAACUUUGGAGCUGGAAGCCAGCGUUGCCCCUUGGAGGAUAGAAUAGAGUGUUAUGGAAAUGGAAAGGUGCUCUCCAGGAGAAUAAGAAAAGGCAGGCCAGUGGAGAUGUUACCAGAAUUCAGCAUUAUAGGAUUUAAUUCUAACUGCUCCCUGGGAGUUGGUCAUUUCUAAUGGCAAUUUUCCAUGCUGCCCUAAGGGGAUGUUAGCAGUUGGCUCCAAAAGUAUGGAAAGAAAAGGUUAUAUGUUUGCCCAGAGAACUGGAAGCUCUUACCUUGACCAUCCCCUUGGCUUUUACGUCAACUCUGUGAUGAGAUAAAUGGAUAUGGAUUUGAAGGACACGUGGAUUAUAAAAACCUCCCACAGAAAUUCCAUCAAAUAGCUGGACUGAAAAGAAGAGAGUGAACAAUCCGUUUAUAUCAUCACAAUGAACAGUGUAAACCCCUGUGAGACUAGAAUGGUUGUCAGAAGUUAUAUUUUUUCCAACAGCUGCUUUUUAUUUUAAGAUAAUCCAGCUUGUAUGUGCCACAGGCUCAUCUAUCAUUCCUGGAAUGUCUGCUCUUGUUCCAUUUGAAGGGUAAAUACUAUCUCUGCGAUUAUCACAAAGACUGACUUAAAGUGUAUGGAUGAAACAGUCA